CUUUAUUUGAAUUGAAUAUCUUAUAUUAUACAUGAUGCCUAUGACUAGGAGAAGAGGUACAUAGGAGAUGUAGGAGACCAUCAAUGUGGAGCCACGUGACCAGCUAAGUCGGAGUGACCUUUAACCUUGGAACUUCUCACAUGUGUCUCAUUCAUUCUUCAAGUUGCCAUCCUUGUCCUUGUUCUGCCUAUAUGUGCAUACAUACAUACAUACAUAUGCAGGUAAAGACAACUUCCCACGCCUCUGUAGAUCCAGGUACUCUUAUCCUCCUUAUCCUCUUGCAUCAUGGCUUGCGCCAUACGCCAUUUUUCUAGUCUGCAUAAAGCAGGCAAGAACUUGAAUACAGUAAGCUGUCUUGCAUGGGCCACCCGGCAGGGGUCAUCGUUCAGCGGCAAAAGCAAGAGCAAAACAUUCGGGACAUCGUCGCGGGUCCUCAGCAGUAAUGCGGGGCACCACGAUGCCAGCACCCGCGCUACGGACGCACGGAACGGCGAGUUCAGCACCACGUUGCGGGUGCAGAAGGGCAGGUUGAUGGACACACUACAUCACACGUGCUCCUCAUUCGGGCCAGGGAAGCGAUGGGGAAGUGCGCCGACAGAGACGGGCAUGUCGCGGCUCGCGCUAAGCGACUCGGACAGGGCAGCGCGGGAUUGGUUCGUGGAAACGACGCAGAAGCUGGGGUGCGCUGUCACCAUCGACGCCAUGGGGAACAUCUUCGCCGUGCGUCCUGGCAGGCGCGACGGCCCCGCCACCUUCGCCGGCUCCCACCUCGACACCCAGCCGAGCGGCGGCCGGUACGACGGGAUCCUGGGGAUCCUAGCCGGCAUAGAGAUGCUGCGCGUGCUGCAGGAUCACCAGGUGGAGACAGAGUUUUCAGUCGGUGUUGUCAACUGGACCAAUGAGGAAGGCGCUCGCUUCCCGAUUAGUAUGGUGUCAUCGGGGGUAUGGGCGGAGGAGAUCGCUCUCGAGCGCGCCCAUAAUGUUCAGGAGGUGGGUGGAGGCACUGCGACGAUGAAGUCAGAACUAGAACGGAUUGGGUAUCUCGGCUCGACGCCGGCAAGCUACCGGAGCAUGCCCAUGGCAGCGCAUUUCGAGCUUCACAUCGAGCAGGGACCAAUCCUAGAGACGGAGCGGCAGAAGGUCGGUGUUGUAAAGGGGGUCCAGGCUUACAAGUGGUUUACUGUUGACGUUCACGGACGAGACGCACACACAGGAACCACCCCCCUCCAAAGCCGCGCCGACGCUAUGCUCCUCGCCGCCCGCCUCAUCACGCAUUCCCACCGUCUCGCCACCACGUGCCCGGCUCUCGUUUCAACCGGAAUCCUAACCCUAAGCCCGGGCAGCACGAACACGAUCCCCGGGCACGUGCGCUUCACGCUCGACGUGCGGUCGCCGACCAACGAAGGCGUCGCCAGCAUGGAAGCCUCCAUGAAGCGGGACUUCGCCCUGCUCGCCGCGGGCUCCAACCUCGACGGGCUGCUGGACGCGUCGACUCCCGGACGCCCGCUGAGCGUGGAGUGGCGCACGGACUUCGAGUCGCCCGCGACGCUGUUCCACGCGGACUGCAUCUCCGUCGUGCGGGCGGCGGCUGAGGCGGUCACGGGGAGCAGCGGCCUGGUCCGCGACAUGACGAGCGGGGCGGGCCACGACAGCGUGUACGCGAGCCGGCGGUGCCCGACGAGCAUGAUCUUCGUGCCGUCGAAGAACGGGGUCAGCCAUAACCCGGAGGAGUACACGAGUCCGGAGGAUUGCGCGAUUGGGGCUGAGGUGUUGCUGCAGAGUGUGUUGCGGUAUGAUCGGAUGAGGGCGGGUGGUAAGUAGGCAGGUAGGUGCCGGGUGGUUGGUAGCAAUGAUAGUUCAAGAAGCUACUCCUUCGGCCGGAGUGAUUUUUUAUAUUUCUUUAUGUAAUUUUUGAUAUCAUCCAGCUUUAGGGGGCAUCGGACAUUAGCUGCUAUUAUCUCCUGCCAUAUUGCGCGUGAUGUUUUAUGAGCUAUCACCCCAUUCUCUAUACAUCGCCGGUGGUCAUCAGUUAGUUUGCGAUGUUGUAUGUGAUCGCUAAUAGAGGAGGAUGCCGGGUGGUUAUGCUGAGGGUUGAUAACUUUAAAGUCGCAGUGCCCUUGAGGGCGAACGUUGGCAACAGCGGCGAAUGGGCAGUUGGUACGCUUCGUAGUUGUGGUUUUAACCUUGAGUUUAGCUUUCGACACGAAAGUGCCGGCUUUGUCGCAAAUAACAAGGUGCCUAACGUACGCGCCGGCUUUGUUUUUAUUCUUAGGUAUCGACCGUACGGCAUACCCAUGGUUCGCGGCGUGGCUCUGAAUAGCUUCAAAACACUCCGAAAAUGUAGCGUAUGUACCAUCCGAAGGAGCUUGCAAAGACAUUUUUAGUAGUAUAUGGUACUUUAGCUUUCGAGUAAUAUUUUUGCUCUAUUUUUCAGUUACAAUUGCGAUGGCAAUGGGACUUUGAAAAUAACAACUAGUUGAUAAGAUUUUAAUAUUUACCGGUGGUGUU
Molecule: messenger RNA, 2508 nt
Organism: Hypoxylon fragiforme
Lineage: Eukaryota; Fungi; Ascomycota; Sordariomycetes; Xylariales; Hypoxylaceae
Product: amidase
Exons: 4
Molecular function (GO): hydrolase activity, acting on carbon-nitrogen (but not peptide) bonds, in linear amidines
Source: RefSeq, a predicted model, not a curated record